AUGCAGAUCAAAUCUGCUGGUGGAGGAAAAGAACAGUCCACAGACGUUAUCAGUGCUUGGGAAGGAGACUCCAUCAGCAUAACUUGCCCAAUGAAUCGUGCAGAGUAUCAGUUGGGAAUGUACUUGAGAGUUAUUAGACAGAAUGUCCAUGUGAUAUAUUGUUCCAAGGAGAAUUCUUCACAUAUCAACCCUGACUUUGCUAAUCGCACCGAGUGUUCAAAGGAAGGGGAGAACUUCAGGAUAACCCUGCACAGGCUACAGGAGUCUGAUUCUGAAAACUAUGCAUGCAUAGAGGUCUUAAAAAUGAAGCAGAUAUAUAAGAAGACAAUCAUAGUACUGGUCAAAGCUAAAUCCAAUAGGCCUCUAGAGCAGUCACCACUCCAUGCCAACCCAGAGCAAGGCCAGUCUGUCAACAUCACCUGUGAGUUGAAAAGCUCACACGAAGAGGAGAAGUUCUACUUGUUCAGGACUCAUGUGCAGCCUGGCACAGUUCUGUCUGUGUCAAAUCUCAGCAGGUCAGAGGUUUCUCCCGCCUUUGGGAAUCGCUUGGAGUAUUCAAGGGAAGGAAAUAGAAUUGUGGUGAUUCUACACAAGCUACAGGAAAAGGACAGUGAUAAUUACAUCUGUGCCCAGGAGGUGAAGGGUUCUGCUCUGCUCUCUGCAAGAGGCACCAUGGUGCUGGUUAAAGAUGCAGAAGUGGAGCAGGCAUGUGAGAAGAGCUCCUGGGAUUUGUAUGCCCUUCUCAUGGUGGUGGCUGUGCUGUUGUGUGCCCUGGUGUGCUGCACCUUGUACCGUGUGGAUGUGAAGAAAUAUUUCCAGAGGAAAAAGCCCAAUGAGGUAUAUGAAGACAUGUCCUACAACUCCAGACGGAGCACCCUGGUCAGAACCAACACCUAUUCCAGAGGUGAAUAA
This is a messenger RNA of Zonotrichia albicollis (white-throated sparrow), 912 nucleotides long. The record is from RefSeq and is a predicted model, not a curated record. Lineage: Eukaryota; Metazoa; Chordata; Aves; Passeriformes; Passerellidae.